CGCACUCUCACCGAUCGAUAGCAUUUCCUGCGCCUGCAGCCCCUCCCUGAGCCCUCUCCCUGAGCCCCGCUCUGCCGCCAUGUCGUACGCCAGAAGAGAAGAAGACGGGAAGGACAUCAUUGUCUUUGUCACCAAGGAGGACUCGGACCGCGCCUUUUCGUCCAAGAGCGACAGCCAGGUCUCCACCAAAGACGAGUCGUCCUCCGACCUCGAAUCCAGCCAGAAGGCCGCCUACAACCCCGAGACGGGCGAGAUCAAUUGGGACUGCCCGUGCCUUGGCGGCAUGACCAAGCCUCCGUGCGGCGAGACCUUCAAGGCCGCGUUCUCGUGCUUCGUCUAUUCAACCACCGAGCCCAAGGGCAUUGAUUGCAUCGAGCAGUUCCAAGCCAUGCAGUCCUGCUUCAGAGAAUACCCGGAUAUCUAUGGGGCCGAGCUGGCUGACGACGACGACGAAAGCGCCGCUGCACCAAAGGCAGACUCUAAGGCUUCGACUGAUCAGUAAACUGCGGUCAUGGCCGGAAUGUCAGCCAGCUUCAUCGUGCCAUUCGCUGUGACUCGAUCCCAGGGGCAGUGUUCCCCAGCCAGGCCGCCCGACCGGCACAUCCACGGACCAAACCAUGACGGCGCUGUGGCUCUGGCACUCCCCGGCUAUCCGCUUCCUGCUUGGGCCGACCGUUAAUAUUUUUGUUGUUGCUGUUGAGAGGGCUGGUUGUACACGGCCCUUUGUAAUUCGCACUGGCUGGUUCCCGCCGUCUGCCCUCAUCCACGAGCACCCAUUUGCUGUCCCAGUCCUCCGAGCACGUAACUUGAAUACACCACGGUUGCUCCAGCCCGUUGCCUGUCGGCGAAAGUGCCCCAUGAGGACCGCCCCUGGUGCUGGGCUUGGCUCUGCAGCAUCGUCCACGUGAUCCGGCUGUUCCACCCGG
Polychytrium aggregatum is the source of this 926-nucleotide messenger RNA. RefSeq lists its product as uncharacterized. The record is from RefSeq and is a predicted model, not a curated record. Gene Ontology annotation, cellular component: mitochondrial intermembrane space. The transcript has a single exon. Bases 80 to 502 code for a protein of 140 amino acids. Gene Ontology annotation, molecular function: protein-disulfide reductase activity. Gene Ontology annotation, biological process: protein import into mitochondrial intermembrane space. NCBI's taxonomy places the organism in Eukaryota, Fungi, Chytridiomycota, Chytridiomycetes, Polychytriales.